AUGAAGCCUAUUUUUAUCGUGCUUGCUCUGAGCUCUACUGCUAUGGCUGCACCUUUAGGAAGGAUCCUCAGCAUGGUGAAGCGAGUACCUGAUGUCGAUCGAGAGGUUACCGAGGCUGGCUUCAUUGCGGUGCCUACAAACGCUCUUUGGAGUAUUCCUGACGAAGAGGACAUCUCUAGUAUAGACGAGUCGGAUUAA
Daldinia loculata is the source of this 198-nucleotide messenger RNA. RefSeq lists its product as uncharacterized. The transcript has 3 exons. The record is from RefSeq and is a predicted model, not a curated record. NCBI's taxonomy places the organism in Eukaryota, Fungi, Ascomycota, Sordariomycetes, Xylariales, Hypoxylaceae. Bases 1 to 198 code for a protein of 65 amino acids.